UCAGAUGGAGAGCGAAUCACUCUUCUUGUUUCCGCCAUGAACGUGAUUCCUCCUUUCCUCCUUUCUGAUUCCUAAUUCGAGUAUUGUUAUUGUAUAUGAAUUUAAGAUGAUUGCUCGUAGCCGUUCGUUUUCCAGGUACGUUUUGAACAAUCUUCAUCUACUCACAUUAUAUUCAUCAAUUUCCGUGGUUAAUGACAGUCAUAGAUUUGUUAAGCAUUUGAACCGCUGUUUGGUAUCGAUUCCCGGAAGAUUCGAUUCCGUAACAACUAGUCCAAACCCUAGUAUUAGAGUUCGUAGUUACUGUUCUGGGAAGAAAAUUCAAGGAUCCAAUGAGUGGACUGAAGAUAUCGAGUACUUAGAUGAAUCUGGCAGUGUUAUUUACACUGGUAAGGGUAUAAGAUCGAUUGAGCCUGGAGUGGAUGACCAUAUAAUGGUAGGUGGCUUAAAACAGCCAUUUUCGAAUGCUUCUGCAGUUGCUAAGAUUGUCGAGGUUGUUAAAAGGUGGAAAUGGGGUCCUGAAAUGGAGACUCAAUUGGAUAAACUCCAGUUUGUUCCAAAUAUGACUCAUAUCACUCAGGCUUUGAAGAUUACCGGAGAUGGUGAUGCAUCGUUGAGUCUGUUUAGAUGGUCAAAGAGGCAAUCUUGGUAUUCACCUAGUGAUGAAUGUUACCUUGCAUUGAUUGAUAGGUUGAACCAAAGUCGUGAAUUUGAAGGGAUUCAAUCGGUGUUCGAUGAUCUUAUUCGUGAUUCAACGAAAGCUAUGGUUCCUGAGUUCAAUGCGUUUAGUAGAAUUGUUCAGUAUCUUGCGAAAGCUGAGAAAUUGGAGGUUUCUUUCUGUUGUUUUAAAAAGAUUCAAGAAUCUGGGUGUAAAGUCGACACGAAAACUUACAACUCGCUUAUAACUUUGUUUUUGGACAAGGGUUUGCCUUUCAAGGCGUUUGAGAUAUAUGAGAACAUGGAAGGAGCUGGUUGUUCGUUGGAUGGAUCAACCUACGAGUUGAUGAUACCUAGCCUUGCCAAAUCAGGCCGGAUCGAUGCAGCAUUGAAGCUCUUCCAACAAAUGAAAGAGAAAAAUCUCCAACCAGGGUUUAUGAUAUUUGCAUCACUUGUUGAUUCAUUGGGCAAGGCUGGGAGGUUGGAUACAGCAAUGAAAGUUUACAUGGAAAUGCAAGGCUUCGGGUUCAGACCAUCUGCAACCAUGUUUGUUUCCAUGAUCGAGUCAUAUGUCAAGGCGGGGAAGCUAGAUACGGCUCUAAGGAUUUGGGAUGAGAUGAAAAAAGCUCGAUUUAGACCUAAUUAUGGGCUCUACACCAUGGUUGUGGAGUCCCAUGCAAAAUCAGGAAAGCUCGAGACUGCAAUGUCUAUCUUUUCUGAUAUGGAAAAAGCCGGUUUCUUACCAACUCCCAGCACCUAUUCCUGCUUGCUCGAAAUGCAUGCUGCUUCUGGUCAAGUCGAUGCCGCCAUGAAACUGUAUAAUUCAAUGAGCAAUGCAGGUGUAAGACCGGGCCUGACCACCUACACCGCUCUACUAACACUUUUAGCGAAAAAGAAACUUGUAGACAUAGCUGCAAAGAUUUUGCUCGAAAUGAAGGCAAUGGGAUACUCUGUAGAUGUGACCGCUAGCGAUGUUCUUAUGGUUUUCAUCAAGGAUGCUUCUGUUGAUCUCGCUCUAAGAUGGCUAAGGUUCAUGGGUUCUUCAGGGAUUAGAACGAACAACUUUAUUGUAAGGCAGCUUUUUGAAUCUUGUAUGAAAAACGGGCUUUACGAGUCUGCCAAACCUCUUCUUGAAAACUAUGUCGAAUCUGCUGCUAAAGUUGAUCUUAUUCUCUACACAUCGAUCCUAGCCCAUCUUGUAAGAUGUCAAGAAGAACACAACGAACGCCAUUUGAUGUCAAUCUUGAGUGCCACAAAGCAUAAAGCACACGCCUUUAUGUGUGGGCUUUUCACAGGGCCAGAACAGAGGAAGCAACCCGUUCUAGUUUUUGUCCGUGACUUCUUUCAGAGUAUUGAUUAUGAAUCCGAAGAAGGAGCUGCACGAUACUUUGUGAACGUGCUCCUAAACUAUCUUGUUCUAAUGGGUCAGAUCAAUCGUGCACGUUGUGUGUGGAAAGUUUCAUAUGAAAACAAACUUUUCCCUAAAGCGAUUGUGUUUGAUCAACACAUUGCUUGGUCACUUGAUGUUAGAAACUUAUCAGUUGGAGCAGCUCUUAUAGCAGUUGUUCAUACCCUCCAUAGAUUCAGGAAACGAAUGCUGUAUUAUGGCGUGGUUCCUCGGCGAAUCAAGUUGGUGACAGGACCGACCCUAAAGAUUGUGGUUGCACAGAUGCUGAGCUCAGUUGAAUCACCAUUUGAGGUUAGUAAGGUGGUUCUGAGGGCACCAGGUGAGUCUGUAUCAGAAUGGUUCAAAAAGCCAAUUGUUCAGCAGUUUCUUUUGAAUGAGAUACCAUCAAGAGGUGAUAUCUUGAUGCAUAAGCUUAAUAUACUAUUUCCCAGUUCUGCCCCUGAGAUUAGAUCAUUGAAUCUACCUAAACCCCUUGUGGGUGGAAGGGCAAUGUAGUAAUAAUUGUAUGGUUAUAGAGUUGCACAUAUUAUAUUUAUUUGAAGUAUUCAUGUUGGUCA
Messenger RNA from Cynara cardunculus var. scolymus (artichoke), 2619 nucleotides. RefSeq names its product pentatricopeptide repeat-containing protein At1g79490, mitochondrial. The record is from RefSeq and is a predicted model, not a curated record. Lineage: Eukaryota; Viridiplantae; Streptophyta; Magnoliopsida; Asterales; Asteraceae. The transcript has a single exon. Bases 107 to 2557 code for a protein of 816 amino acids. Gene Ontology annotation, molecular function: protein binding.